GUAGAGUGUCCGGACGGAGAUACUCUCUCGGGAAGAGCCGGUGGAGCAUGCAAACCAGGCGUGGGCCGGCGGGACGAAUGAGAGGCGGGCGCGGGCCAAGCUGGCGACGGCAACGCGUCUGCCGGCGGUGCUGCCAGUGCCUAUCUCCGCUCUCACCACGUUUCCCCUUCCACUUAACUACAUCGUAGUUCCUGACUUAGCAGUAGCUCCCGUCUUAUCGUCAAUCUGUCCGGUUCCCUCCCGACGACGACUUCCGACUACUUACCUACUGCUCCUCCCUCCAUGUUAGUUGAGUCUCCCUUCAGGCAGGUUCCGUGUCGCAUGGCUGGCCAAGAACCGAACGGAUCGUCUCUAUCCCAUUGAGCACCGAGCUCACUCCCUCCCGCCCGCUCGCCCUUCCUACAUACUACGCUGGCCACUUCGCUCCCCGCAAUUAUCUUCCAUCCGCUCGAGACGAUCUGGCCCCUCGUCCGACGUCGAUAAUCUUCACCAUGGCUGAAGAAACUCUGUCCGGCAUCUGCCUGCAUUGCGCGGAGCUCCUAGCCAGCGUCCCGCUCUCGGUUUUGCUCGUCGCCUUUGUUGCAACGCUCUCUGGACUCUUUGUCCUGAUUUACAUCACUCUCUAUACCGUCGCUCCGGUCCCGCGGAAACCGUUUCCUGAGGAGAAGAAAUACCGUACACUCUUGAAAGAUGGGUCGAUCACGGAGCCACUGCAAUUACCUUGCUGGCAAGAUGCCCUGGACGCUCAAAAACGUCCCGGUCGGAUCCUCGACCACUCCUCGAUGGAGGACGCCGAGUUGUUCAUAUCGCUGGUAGUACCCGCAUACAAUGAGGAAGACCGUCUGGGAGGCAUGCUGGAAGAGGCAGUGGAUUACCUGGAAAAGGUAUAUGGGACGGUAACCGACUCCGUCAAUGGUGCUGGUACCACCGCGGCAGAGAAGGCAGUGCGUCAGCGGAAACCGGCCAACGGGCAUGCAAACGGGACUGCCGCACAUCUUCCGGUGCACGACAGCAAGGGCUGGGAAAUUAUCAUUGUCUCCGAUGGAUCCAAGGACAAAACCGAGGAAAUAGCGUUCGCCUUUGCUCGGGAUCACCAACUCUCGAUGCACCCCAAGGGCUACGCUGGUCCUUGGACUCCGGGGACGCAUGAGGGAGUUCGCAUCCCUUCCGGGACUAUCCGGGUGGUGACUCUGACGGAGAACAGGGGUAAGGGUGGAGCAGUCACCCAUGGCAUGCGGCAUGUCCGUGGUCAGUAUGUGGUGUUUGCGGAUGCCGACGGGGCGAGCAAGUUCGAGGAUCUAGGGAAGCUCGUCGCAGCCUGUCAGACAAGCGAGGAUGCGCAAGGGCGAGGUGUGGCCGUUGGCUCUCGGGCGCAUAUGGUCGGUAGUGAGGCGGUGGUCAAGCGCUCGAAACUGCGCAACUUCCUCAUGCAUUCUUUCCACUUGAUCCUCUGGCUGUUGACGCCAUCGAAGACGGCCACGAUCAAGGACACCCAGUGUGGGUUUAAAUUAUUCUCCCGGGCCUCACUGCCCUAUAUUAUUCCCUACAUGCACUCCGAGGGAUGGAUCUUCGACGUGGAGAUGCUCAUGCUCGCCGAGUUUGCCGACAUUCCCGUCGCGGAGGUGCCCGUAGGAUGGAGAGAGGUCACCGGCAGCAAGUUGAACGUGCUCCGCGACAGCAUUGGCAUGGCCUGGGGACUGGCAGUUCUGCGAGCGGCAUGGAUGCUUGGCGUGUACCGGCGUACUUGAUGAUGUAUCGCUCUAUAAAAAGACCCAGACCGAGAACGAGACCGAGACCGAGCGGCCGAUCCCGCAAUAUAGUAUAUAGUACA
Aspergillus ibericus CBS 121593 is the source of this 1831-nucleotide messenger RNA. Its product is annotated as dolichyl-phosphate beta-glucosyltransferase. Lineage: Eukaryota; Fungi; Ascomycota; Eurotiomycetes; Eurotiales; Aspergillaceae. The record is from RefSeq and is a predicted model, not a curated record. The transcript is spliced from 3 exons. Gene Ontology annotation, cellular component: endoplasmic reticulum membrane. Bases 492 to 1748 code for a protein of 418 amino acids.